AUGUUGGGUUGUUUUACGCAUUCAAGUGGAUUCUCGUAUCUGUGCGUUUGCUUGCUCAUAUAGCAAACAGCUGAUAACACCCUUAGAGAUGGAUGGGCGAAAGAGAGCAAUGUGAUGUUUCCUGUUUUGUGCUGCGCGAAUCUUUUCAUUGUGCGCAACAAUAAAAUGCAUCCGAUUGAGAGAAGAGCGAAUCUCCUGCAAGGAACUUAUCCACUGGACUGGGACUGAAUUUGAAGCUGAUAAGAUUAGUCCCUUCAAAGCCAUAGACUCUAUUGGUUGAAGUGUCAAUUCAAGUACUUUGUGCGUUCCCCGGGUGGAUUAAGAUGGAUGUAAUGGAUUGUUCGGUCAAGGGAAAAUCAAUCGUUGUAACAGGUGCCGGACAAGGCAUCGGAAACGAACUAUGCCGUACGCUUGAUCGUCUGGGUGCAAAGGUGAUCGCAGUAUCUCGCUCGAUAGGACCGCUGGAAGAAUUGAAAGCCAAUUGUCCACAGAUUGAAACGAUCCAGGUGGAUCUUAGCGACUGGAAACAAACCAGAACCGCAUUAGCUCCAUUGGGAAAGGUAGACGGAUUGGUAAAUAAUGCCGGUGUUGCCGUUAUCAAACCUUUUCUCGAGUUGACCGAAGAAGAUUACGAUCGCACAUUCGAUGUGAAUGUAAAAGCUGCAUUUAACGUUGCUCAAAUUCUGGUUCCGAAAAUGGACGCCGGAUCGAGUAUCGUAAACGUAUCAUCGCUUGCAGGCCUGAAAGCUAUUCACGGACACUGUGCAUACUCAAUGUCAAAGGCGGCCAUCGAUGGACUGACGCAAAAUCUUGCCCUGGAACUUGGCCCACGCAAGAUUCGUGUCAAUAGCGUUAAUCCGACGGUCAUACUAACACGUAUGGGGCGCGAAAAUUGGUCCGAUCCGGCUAAGGCAGAUCCACUGAAGGCGAAAAUUCCACUCGGACGAUUCGGUGAGGUAAGCGAGGUGGUGGAACCGAUCAUUUAUUUGCUUAGCGAGCGGUCGAGCUACAUCAAUGGCCAUUGCCUUCCGAUUGAGGGUGGAUUUUUGGCUGGAAAUUGAACAUGAUCGGAUAGUGGAGAAAUUAUUCUCAUCAUACAGCGAACCGAUAUAUUUUAUCAUUUGAAAUUUUAUUUUCAUUUAUUGUGUGGCUUCUUUUUCUAAUGGUGUAUGUGGUAAGAAAACUCAUGAAAUAAAAGCAUAAAUAUUUUACCGCCGUUGGUGGAAAGUUAACUAAA
This is a messenger RNA of Anopheles funestus (African malaria mosquito), 1237 nucleotides long. RefSeq names its product L-xylulose reductase. The coding region runs from base 324 to 1061 and encodes 245 amino acids. The transcript is spliced from 3 exons. The record is from RefSeq and is a predicted model, not a curated record. Lineage: Eukaryota; Metazoa; Arthropoda; Insecta; Diptera; Culicidae. Gene Ontology annotation, biological process: xylulose metabolic process; glucose metabolic process. Gene Ontology annotation, molecular function: L-xylulose reductase (NADPH) activity; carbonyl reductase (NADPH) activity.